Messenger RNA from Spirodela intermedia, 2456 nucleotides. The record is from the annotation of a GenBank genome assembly. Lineage: Eukaryota; Viridiplantae; Streptophyta; Magnoliopsida; Alismatales; Araceae.
AUGGUGGGUCCUAACCGGCCGUUGUUCGUCCUCUUCGGCUCUUCCAUCGUCCAGUACAGCUUCAGUAACUCCGGCUGGGGCGCUGGACUCGCCGACUUCUAUUCCCGCAAGGUUCGGACUUUGAAGGCUCUCUGAAUCUUAGUAUUCACGUUAAUCCACUUUUCUUCUAUCUGCAGUUCACUACCGCCUCCUUCCCUCAACUACCUGCUUGUUACAUUGAUGCCCAUUCUGCAGGCGGACUUCCUCUUGCGGGGAUACCAGGGUUGGAACUCCCGGCGUGCAGUUGAGGUGCUUGACGAGGUGUUCCCCCUGGUAAUAUCACAUGAUUUAUGGCAUCUUGUUCACACCAGCAUUUAAAUUCAUUCGAGGAAAUGUGCUUGCUAAACCGUUUAUCUUGUUUCUGAUGAAUGGGAUUCUCUUAAAACGUUUGGUUCGGUCAGACUUUUGAUUGAUCGAACUUCUGACACAAUCUUAGCUUGCCUCUAGUGUUAACGGGACUAACCAUCAAUCAAUAUAUGAAAAUCAAAAGGGAAACUAGUUCAUCCUCGAUUGAGACGUUUAUCUACUAAGGUUUUAUCGUCAUUUGAGAUAUUUUCAAUCUUUUGCUCUCGUGUUUUACCAUCAUUUGAUUCAGGAUGCAUCUGUGCAACCCUCCCUGGUGAUUGUCUACUUUGGUGGCAACGAUGCAAUGGGAGCUCAUCCAUCUGGUCUGGGACCACACGUGCCCCUUCAAGAAUAUGUGGAGAACAUGAGGAAGAUCGCCUAUCAUCUCAAGGUGAACUUCAAAUGAGCCAUCAGUGGGAAGUUUCUGUUUCCUAUUGUCUCUAUAUGCUGUCUGAUUCGGUCACGCUGCUUCCAGAGCUUGUCUAGCACGAUCCGCAUCAUCUUCCUUAGCUGUCCUCCAGUGAACGAAGAGAAAAUCCGGCAGACGAGCAGGUGCAGUGGUACUUCAUUUUCUUGGCACUUUGUGCAUUCGUGGGACCUUUACAUUAACCGAGAUCCUCUGACAGCCCCUUCCUAAGCCCGCUGCUUCGAACUAAUGAGUUUUGCCGACGGUACUCAGAAGCUUGUAUAGAGCUCUGCAAGGAGAUGGAUUUGAAGGUUGUCGACCUAUGGAAUGCGAUACAGAGGAUAAGUGAUUGGGAAAACGUUUGCUUUACGUAAGUUUGCUUCUUUAUUAUCAACGGUAAAAAUCAUCAUGUUUUUGCUCUUUUGUCAAGUCUUUUGGCUUUCAUUUUAGAGCUUCCUCAUACCCGUAUCAUUGGCUUCAUCAGUCAUCACCUUUAUCAUUCUAUUCCUCCUUUUCUUUGGGAUUUCUGCUCUCUGGGCUGUAGUUUAAAUACGCGGAAUGGCUUGGGGCCAGCUGACUAAUGAGAAACUCCACACACAGAGUUCAUUCCGUUAAAUUUCUUCCGUCUACUGGUUUUUAGUGAUUGUUGCUAAAAUGUUAUUGACGGUGAAGAGAGCUAAAAUGUGCGUGUUUCUUGUCAGUAUUAGCGCUGAUUAGCUGUGCCUUGUAUCCUCUUGGACUAUCUCACGCUGCUGCUUUUGUCUAGCUGAUUAGAUGAUGGAGUGAUAUUAUUCAACUGGAUUGUGAUCUACCUGUUUCCGGGAUUGAAUACCAGAGUUUUCAAUACCAGAUGGGGUGGCGAGGAGUCGUCUAAGAUUUCGGAAGGCUGAGAGAGUACAGUUCUAAGUUUCUCCAUUUCUAUGCAUACACUAGCUUCAAGCUCAUCCUCUCAUCCCCCUUACAGUCACUUCUCCUAUUUUACUUUUUUUUAUCAAAUGGGUCCUCAAUUUGGGAACUCUUCUUCCCUGUCCCCUUCAUCUAAGGGAAGGUUUAUGAUCCUGGGUCUGCGAGGCCCAGAGAACAGUGGGCGCAGCUAGCCCCCAAUCUCUUGGAGCUCUGCUUUCCUUCUUGCGAGGAGAUACGGCAUUUCAGGCUAGCUAAGGACGGUGUUCGUCCACGUUGGCCUGGAGUUGCCGCCGACCCUUGGAAACCCUUGCCCAGUUAUUUCCGAUCCCGAAGGUACGUCUCAAAGUAGAGGAAAAAUGGAGGGCGCAGGUCGUGGAUGGCGCCCCCAAUGGCUUUUCUGUCUGCAGAUAUAUACAUAAUUAUUUAUUUAUUCUCUCUCAGUUGACUGCGUCUCUGCAGAGACGUGUUUUUCUUUUUUUGAUUCCUGCGGAGAAACUAAUGCGGAGCCGAAUUUGGCCGUCUGCCACCUGAUGCCGUUGGGUGUUCUGCUUCCAGCGACGGGAUCCACUUUUCUAGCGAGGGAAGCAAGGUGGUGGAGAAGGAGAUACUGAAGAUUCUCAAGGAGGCUGACUGGGAACCGUCCUUGUACUGGAAGUCGCUGCCGACCGAAUUUGCAGAGGACUCGCCCUAUGAUCUGGUGGCGGUCGAUGGGAGAUCUACCGUCAACAUUUCAGAGAUGGUUCUCCACAGGACUCAAUGA